This is a messenger RNA of Lytechinus variegatus (green sea urchin), 6826 nucleotides long. RefSeq lists its product as uncharacterized. The coding region runs from base 158 to 5074 and encodes 1638 amino acids. The record is from RefSeq and is a predicted model, not a curated record. NCBI's taxonomy places the organism in Eukaryota, Metazoa, Echinodermata, Echinoidea, Temnopleuroida, Toxopneustidae. Gene Ontology annotation, molecular function: protein binding. The transcript has 18 exons.
CCACCUACCACCCAAGGCCACUGGUGAAUGUGUGGACAGGGAAAGGAAUGAGGAAGUGUAUGGCAGGAAAUCGGGCAGUGUGCCAAGACUGCCACUGACCAAUCAGCUGCGAGGAAGUGAGGCUUGUGUGGGGCUUUUGACCAAUCAGAGGAGAGGGAUGCCACUCAGUGAGGGAAGGAAUGCUGACCAGCUGGUGGUUGGGGGCGGAGCUUGCCUAACUUCCAGUCACAGUGUUGUAAGGAGGAGGAAAGCAACAAUGGUGGACCAAUGCCCUGGAUUUUGGACUUACCUGGGAUUGACCUUUGCUCUCAUGACCUUUAUCUCAUGUCAACCAGUAAUGGGAAUUGAUGUUUAUAUUUUCCCUGAAAGUGGUGUCAUAGAAGUAGGGACAGACUUGAACAUCUCUUGUGUCUUGAGGAAUGAGACUAGAGCCGAGGGAGCAAUACUAACAUCAGAUAAUAUCACCUGGUAUAAAGACCAAGAAUUGAUUCCACCGGAGAAUUAUCAUAUAGUAAACGAUACUACCUCACUUCUUGCCAUUGUAAAUGGUAGCUUGGCGGAUACAGCUACUUAUCACUGUGUUCUGCCCCCAGACGCUGACGACGUUGGUGAAGCCAGGAGUUCCUUCGUUCAGGUUGGAUAUUACCCCCAGCCCGCCAAAUCACUGACAUGCUUCAGCCAUAAUUCAAUGGACUUUCAAUGUGAAUGGGAACCCGUACCUACACAUAUCGCCGACGAGACUCAUGUAUUUCAAUACUAUUUCCGUGGAGAAUAUAAAGAAUGUCCAGAACUGAUUUCAUCCACCGAGUGUUUCAUAGGGUACGAGCAUCACACCGGGUCAACCCAAGAGAUCCGUGUCAGGUCAUCGAAUGCUCUUUUACCCGAUGGAGUCUAUUCCUCAGUAAGGUUCAAUCCAGACACAGAAACCAUUCCUCUACCUCCUCGAAAUCUAAGCCUGACAUCAAGGAGUGCAACAGUUCUCCAUGCAUCCUGGGAGUUGCCGGCCACUUGGGAUCCAGAUUUUAAGUUUAUGUUGGAAUAUCGUCUCCGAUGGGCUGCCGAGUCCGACCCACAAAAUUGGCUCGGGGAGUUACAUGUUCCUACUGGUUCAUCAUAUGAUAUUCAUCAAUUAGAGCCUUACACUAAUUAUUUUGUUGAAGUGGCCGGCCGACAUAAAUACAACUUUGAUCAAGAGUGGUCAGAUUGGACCAACCCCGAACAGUGCAGAACUGAAGAGUCUGCACCUGUUGGAGUUGUCCAGAACCUUCGAACCACCGACUCAAAUGGGACUAAUGACUACGAGAGAAAUGUUUUCAUCUCAUGGGAGGCUGUAGAAGAGGGUAAAGCGAAUGGUCUGAUUCUUGGAUACUUUAUUAAAAUCAUCCCUCAUCCUUUGUACUGUGCAGAACAACAGAUCUUCAGCGACACCCUCAAUGAUACUCAGAUCAUGGUGGAAGGACUAGAGAAGUUCUGUUCCUAUACUGUGGAGAUAACUGCAUUCAACGCCAUCGGACCUGGGCCUGUCAAACAGAAAGAUAUCCCUGAUGCGACAACAAAUCCAUUGCCACCUAGUGUUGUGACGGCAGAGACGUUAUCUUACCAAUCUGUGUUGGUUAGCUGGGAUGAACCAAAACCUGCCAAGGGUUACAUCAAUAAUUACACUGUCUCCUGGAUACAGUCUAGAGGGCAAGACACAGGGCAAUCCAGGGAUGUUCCUGCAUCCAGUCUUUCUACUGUCAUUGAUGAUCUAGAAGGCUACACCCUCUACAGUUUCAAAGUGUCUGUCACCAAUAAGAUAGGAGUCAGUGGUUGGUCUACAGACGUACAGGCUAAAACAGAAGAAUAUAUCCCAGAGGCAUCUCCGACCAACGUUACCGUCGAGCCAAUCAUCGACAACCCCACCAGUCUCCAAGUAAACUGGAUAGAUGUACCUGAAGAGUUGGCUCAUGGCCAAAUACGGGGCCACCACCUUUACUAUUGCCAUGUCGCCGAUGAUAGUCUCUCGGAUCCAUCAUGUCAGCUGAAAUGUCUUGACAAGCAAGAGUGGCAGACUUUCUUGGAGACUGUUCCCAAGCCAGUGACGUUGACUGGUUUAGAUCCCUUCUCACACUAUCUCAUCUGGGUUUCUGCAUACACCAGUGUUGGAGGAGGGCCAACGACGGGAUGUCCUUCGACUGGACGAACAAGUGAAGGAUUACCCAGUGAACCUGUGAAUGUAACCAUCAUAGGGUCAAACGCUACAUCGAUAGGUCUGACAUGGUCACCCCCUCUGGAACAAAAUGGAAUCAUCCGCAAUUACUCAAUUUUGGUGAAGAGCAAUUCUUCCUCAGAUCAACAGGAAUUCUUUUCUGGGGGAGCACAGACCUAUUUUGUGGAGGGACUUUAUGGAUAUGUCCACUAUUCCCUUCAGGUGCGAGCCUGUACGACCAAGUGUGGAGCUCCCUCUGAUGCAGUAUACCAAAAAACAGAAAUAGGAGUUCCACAACAGCCAGGAAGCCUGAUGGUCCAACCACUAUCUCACAACAAAGUUCAGUUGAGCUGGGAGCCACCUGCUCAUCCCAACGGACCAAUAGACCACUAUCUGGUGUCCUACCACCACAUAGAACCAUCAACUCCCAGACCCAAUGUCCAUCGACGGUCCGCACCACUGGUCACCACCACCCUGGCCAACAGCAUCAAUGACUGGCAUGAGACAACAGACUUAACAAUGGACAUGGAAGUUGACUGUAACCAGGCUCCCUUCUUGUUCCAAGUUGUGGCAGUGAAUGUCAUCGAUGGAUCUACACUAGUUGGAGGAGCAGCAGAGUUUGAGCUUUCUGAAUGUAUUGCACUUGAAACAACUUUGUCACCACUAAUCUGGCUGAUUCUGCCUGGGGGUGCCAUUCUUCUCUUUUCGCUGUUGACCAGUUUGUACUAUGUCCAGAGUAAGCUAGGCAAGUCUUGGCCAGACCCAGUUUACACAGACAUGGUCAAAAAUAAAAAGGACAUACAGUCGUUCCCUCGACCAAAAACAGCUGAAGGGGAAGAUUUUGACACAAUCCGUACUAGCUGUCCAGCAGACCUAGACGUAGUUGUAGUGGCUGAGGAAUAUCCGUCCCAACCGUAUCAGUGUCCCAUCCAGAGAUCCCUGACGGACCAACUAACGGACUCACUGGACAUCAAAGGUGGUGGGGGUAAGGAAGCAUAUUCGAGAACUCUAAGCACUGAUAGCGGAGUCCCACCCUCCCCACAGGAUCACAUGGACUUCUCCAGCUCGGAUGAUGUCUUUCAUGCUGAUGACUACGAUGAUGUCAUUCAGGACACCUACACAUUUAGCAACCCCAAGGUGAUCAUUUGCCAAACAGGCUUGGGACCAAAAGGAGGGCAUUUUCCCAGGAGGUCCAUGUCUCUGAGCAGCUGUGAUGGAGGUCUUCCAGCGAUUGAAGAAGACAAACACUUGAACCCAAUCUUGGAGAAGCUUCCGGGUAAAGAGACUGCUGUCAUCGGUGAAGCUUCUGGAACUACUCUAGAAGAAUGGUCAGAUGCUGAUGAGGAAGAAGAGGCAACAGACUACAUGCGCAUCUCAAUGCUGUCUUCCCCUCAUAAGAAGCCUCAAGUUCAAGUUGAAGACAAGUCUUUGCCGUUCAGCCAUAGCAAACUUGAUGGCACUGCAGAAGCACCUAUGGAUUGUAAGUUCGGACGAGUGGGAUCUGACAGUGGUUAUCACAGCAUGGCUUCAGACUCGGGGUAUGUCAGAAAUGACAUGGCAUAUAUGACAUUUGGAGUAAAUAAAUUAACCCAGGAGACAUCAUUCAAGUCAACACCUAAUGAUGACUAUGUCCCUAGUCCCAUUAACUACUCAGUUCUGGCAAUUUCGCAAGCAGGACAGCGGCACGAUAAUUCUUUUGAGCAGUCUUUGACAAGUGACCAUGUGAGCGAGGAGAAUCUUGCAUAUUCAAAAUUGGGUAUGGCUUCAAAUAAUGUUGGCAAAGGGAGUGACUUGAGCACUCUAACUUUAGAUGAGCAACCCUCUUCUCCACCAGGUGAUCAGAAAGACAUCAUAGGUUACGUCAAGCUAGGAGAAACCUCACCUGAUGACAAACACCACAUUGAUGCAGGAACAGACAUGGGUUUGCAGUCUACCUGGACUGACUUCACCUCACCAGCUCCAUCCUCAUUUUUGUCUGAUUAUGUAAAAGGAGUCGAUUUGCAUAAAGUGUUACAAAACACUGGUGAAUUGUCUAAAUCUUCUGUAUCGCCUGAACCACCUAACAGCAACCUUGGAGGUCUAUGUAAAGAUUUGCCAGAAAUUACAUUGGAAGAGACAAAAGCUAAACAAAAAAGAGCAGUCAGAUCCAGGACAGACUCAUCAUCUUCGUCUUCGGGUUAUGGAAGCGACCACAAAGGCCAGGUUUCUGGUUACGUUGUUGUCUCGACUCUGCCUGAGAAACAGUCUGACAAUUACGCUAAUCUUGCUUUCACUUCCUCCGAGUCGGACACAGAUUCUGAUGAUGUUACAACUAAAUCACCAAAAUCAACCCAUCCUCAGGAUGGGCAUAAACUUGAUAGCCCUUCCCAAUCUGCAGGUGACGAUGAAGAAAGUGGAGAAUGUGAUAAGUCCUUUGUCGAGUACAUCAGGAACGACAGCUUUGGGAUUGGGUUUGUGAAUGAUUACCCAAGUCAUUCAAAGGGCAACGAUAAUCUUGGUUUUUCAUACUGCAGUACAACUCCAAGUUCAUCCUCGAAAGGACAGCAUUCAUGUCUACUAGAACACCAGUCAAGGAGCAGCAAAGACAUUCCUGGAUAUGUUUCCCACAGUGCAGUUCUUGGAGAAGAAGCCAAAGGCAUCUCAACCAGGGCUGAAGGAUUAUCUACAGCAAAGACAUGUGAUAUCUAUCAAAUCCCCAACAGGGAAUCUCGCAAACUAGAAAGUACUGGGGCUGAAUUGGUUGAUGGGGAUGAUGGGUAUGUCCAGUUUGGUGGAGACUCUGGAUAUGUUCUUCAGGUAUUUGAUGAAAAUAGGACAAAAGAAAAAUACAUGCCUAUGUCUCCCAUUUCAAAAUCUCAAAGUGGUAUCCAAGAAGAUUGCUUAUAACCUCAUGUUGGCAUUUACCAUUUGAUCAUGGGGUGAUGCAGUUUUUCAUCAAUCUUUGUCAUCAAAUGAGCUUUCAGAUCUUUGUGACAUCAUUGACAACUCGUAUAGACCUUAUAAGUAUGACAUCAUAAUAUGAUAGCGUCCUCCCUUAGAGGAUAUAGGAAUACAUGUAAAUGUAGUUGUCAGAGAUGCGGCAGCUGCCGAUGACCAACGCAUGUAAGACAAUGGCUUCAUCCUCUAGGAUGGUGGCAUGAUAACUUCAAUGCAUAAAUUCUGUUUCUGUGACAACCAACAGACAGUGUUGACAGGGCUGACAAGCUUCAUGAAGGGAUGCCCUGAGUUCGCAAGAGUACUGUACUUUCCAGUUUAUCUGAGCACAUAUAAUUUGAUUGACUGUAAAUAUUUUUACCAUCUGUCUUUUGUCUACAAUAAUGGAAAAUUAAUGUAUGUUAUUAUCCUUUCUACAGAUAUUAUAUUGUCUAAUGUUUACAUCUGUACAGUUUGACAUCAUAGAUGUUGUGUGUAUAUAUGCAGUAAAUGAAAAAUGAUUUCUUUGUACUUUUGUGGAAGCCUUGAAGUAUUUUCAUCAUUAAUAUUUGCAGAUAAAUCCGUUUCUAAAUUUAAUAAUCAAGUAAUAAUUUUAAGAUGAGUAGCAAUGUGAACAUGGCUAUUAAAUUGUGGCUAAUGGUAUCUGUAGCACAGCGGGAGAAGGCCAAGGCGAAAGGUGCAGCCCAGAAGGAGAUGAAGCAGAAGGCAGCUGCCGCUAAGAAGGCAAAGGCAGCACCUAAGAAAGUGAAGAAGCCAGUAAAGAAGACUACUAAAAAGACACCAGAGACACCAUAUUGUGCUGCUGCUGGCUUGAACUUAAGACACCAAAAUAGAUUUCAAAAAUAGUGAGCUAUCACAAAAAGAGUAAAUAAUGUAGAAUGUGUUUUAAGGGUUUUGGGGGACUUUAAUUAAGGAUAACAUGACAAGAUUGAGUUUGAAUCAUGCGAAUAAAGUCAGUGGUUUCAGUACUAACAAAAAGCCAGUACUAGUACAUGUACAUCAAAAACGUCCAUUGUAGUACUGGUCUGUCAGUUGUCUAUGUUAUUUUUUUUUAUUAGGGCCCUUUUGAUUAAACAUUUUAUCAAUAAUUGAGAAACAGUAUUUGCUUUGAACUACUGAAAACCUUGAAUUUUAAUUGGUUAUAGCAGAUUAGUCAUAAGGUUAAGACAAGUAACUGUUUGCCACAGUUAAUUUUUAAAACAAGUCCUAGAUUUAUUUGUAUAUAGAUAUAUAUAUGGAUAUAUUUUCAGGAUUUUUUUACUGCAAAGUUUCUGAUUAUAUUAUUAAAUUUUUAUGUUUACUUUUUAUUAAUCACUGGAAUUAUCAUUGCAAUUUUGAUUUUCUUUUAAAUUGUUUUUCGUCAAAUUGCCCGUCGCACUUCAUAGCAACGAAUUUCAUGAAUAAUAUGAGCUUGAUCGCUAGGACUUUUACAUUGAAGAAAAUAAAAAUUGUUGUAUAUAUUUUGUACAUAUUUUCACAUCAUGUUUAGGGUGACUCGGGGUAGAAAAUAUUUUUUUAUCAAAAUAUGACCUUUUGAUAUUUGGCCAGUUAGGUGUUUUGUUGGAGUUGUGAUUUCUUUGAGGUACUUAAAAAUCAUUCUGGACAGUACUAUCAUCUUUGUUCCAAUCAUAAGAAAAAAGAGGAAAAAUGUAAGUUAAUUAAAUGACAAGUCCACCCCAACAAAAACUUGAUUUGAAUAAAAAG